CCCGUCGCGGUUCCCCCCUCCCCGCCGCGGAGAAGAUGCGGAGCAAAGGCAGGAAGGAGAGCCUGUCCGACUCCCGCGACCUGGACGGCUCCUACGACCAGCUGACGGACAGUGUCGAGGAUGAGUUUGAGCUCUCCACCGUCUGCCACCGCCCCGAGGGGCUGGAGCAGCUCCAGGAGCAGACCAAGUUCACCCGCAAAGAGCUGCAGGUCCUGUACCGGGGCUUCAAGAACGAGUGCCCAAGUGGCAUCGUUAAUGAAGAAAACUUCAAGCAGAUCUACUCGCAGUUCUUCCCACAAGGAGACUCCAGCACGUAUGCCACCUUCCUUUUCAAUGCCUUCGACACUGACCACGAUGGCUCUGUCAGCUUUGAGGACUUUGUGUCUGGGCUGUCCAUCAUCCUGCGAGGUACCAUCGAUGACCGCCUGAACUGGGCCUUCAAUCUCUAUGACCUGAACAAAGACGGCUGCAUCACCAAAGAGGAAAUGCUGGACAUCAUGAAAUCCAUCUACGACAUGAUGGGCAAGUACACCUACCCGGCCAUGCGGGAGGAAGCACCCCGGGAGCAUGUGGAGAAUUUCUUCCAGAAAAUGGACCGAAACAAAGAUGGUGUGGUCACAAUCGAGGAGUUCCUGGAGUCCUGCCAGAAGCCCUUCCUGCUGCCAGCUGCCACACAGAGACAUGGUCAGCACCUGGAUGUAUCAUUCCCCCGAGGCCAGCCCCGCUUUCCUUGGGGGCCCCACACAAAAGUGCCACCAAAGCGUGGGCACAGCUGGCAUGGGGCAUCUGGCCUGGGUGGGCUUCUUGCACCCGAUCCUAGAGGGAAAGCCGCAGCCUUGGGCUGCCAUAGGGCCUUCCCUGUGCCCCCACAUCAUGACCCCCUCAGCAGCCGCAGCACCGGCUCCAGCCCAGACCCUCCAGCAACACUUCUAGGAACUAAGAGUCUCGCAGCAGGCAUCAGCGCCUCAGCUUCCUCCUGUGCCCUGAUGUUAGGGACACGUCCCCUACAUGGGACAUGAACCACUUGUCCCCCUCCUCGCUCACUCAGGGUGCCGGGCUCCCUGUUUGUCAUCAACAGCUGCCUGGAGCUGGGUGUGCACUCCUGUCCCACCCACAUAUCCUUCCGAGUACUGUUUGGGGGCUAAUGUCUCCACAUCAAACUCCUGCUCAGCCCCACCGGCUUCAGGUCCUAGUCCACAGCCUGGCCGAGCUUUUCCCAACACUGUGUCCAGAGGGGCAGCGGCGGCUGGGGUUGAUGGGGAACAGGUGAGCAAGGCUGUGCACCACACCAGGCUGAGCCCUGGUAUCAGAGCCGUUCGGACCCCCUCACAGGGCCCUGAGCCUCAGCUGUGGAGCAGCCCCCACUGCUCCAGGCUUGGCUUGUGCAGACGUGAUGUUUUUUAGCUCCGUCCACCACACUGUUCAUCUCACAGCCCUGUUCCUGGGCGGGAGGGCAGGUAACCCCAACCCCAGCACCUCCUGUCCCGCUGGGCGCAGAGGCCCUCCAUCUCUCCAUUCCCCCAUCCCUCCCUCACGCUGCAGUCGCAUGGCGUGACCCCCGCCCCAGGGCAUGGUAACCCACAACCCGCUUGGCAUCUCCAGUCUGUAUAUUUUGUAUUAUAACGAUAAGAUGGGUUAAAAAAAAAAAAAAAAAAUGGGG
This is a messenger RNA of Lagopus leucura (white-tailed ptarmigan), 1660 nucleotides long. RefSeq names its product potassium voltage-gated channel interacting protein 2 (gene KCNIP2). The transcript is spliced from 8 exons. Gene Ontology annotation, biological process: regulation of potassium ion transmembrane transport. The coding region runs from base 36 to 1019 and encodes 327 amino acids. Lineage: Eukaryota; Metazoa; Chordata; Aves; Galliformes; Phasianidae. The record is from RefSeq and is a predicted model, not a curated record. Gene Ontology annotation, cellular component: voltage-gated potassium channel complex. Gene Ontology annotation, molecular function: calcium ion binding; potassium channel regulator activity.